Molecule: messenger RNA, 1379 nt
Organism: Cuscuta epithymum
Lineage: Eukaryota; Viridiplantae; Streptophyta; Magnoliopsida; Solanales; Convolvulaceae
Source: the annotation of a GenBank genome assembly
GAAUACGCAAGUACAUGUAUAAUUUGCAUUUUAUAUCAUAUACUUACUCGAUCGAUCAGGCUGCAGCUGAUCAUAUAUAAGAUAUUGACUUUAAUUUUAAUUAUGAAUUAAGAAUAGAGAGAGAGAGCUGGUCGAGUAUACAUUAUCUAGCUUUGAUAUACAUAUAUAGAUAGAUCUUAAUAAGAGCAUCAUAUAGUAGUACAUAUAUCAUACGGAGUAUCAUAUAAACAAAUAUAUAUGGAUCGUAUAUGUUUAUCCCCAUUCUUCUCAUUCUCAAUUCUGCUUCUUCUUGACAUGCUGCUCUUCGCUGCCAUUCCGCUCUCAUCUUCUACACCUUUUAUCGUUCUCCAUGGUAUUUCAAUGCAAUGCAACGAUGCAGGGAGCAUUUAUUACACCAUGACGCUUACCACAUUGACCAAAGUUAAAGGAUCAUGCGUGGAAGUUGGAAACGGGCUAAUGGACUCGUGGAUGAUGCCAAUGAACAAUCAAGUUGAAAAUGCUUGUGGCAAGCUCAAGGCGAUGCCAGAACUCAAAGAUGGCUACAAUAUGGUCGCUCUCUCCCAGGGUAAUAUGGUUGGAAGAGGAGUAAUUGAGUUAUGUGACGGCCCGCCUGUGAAGAAUUUUAUAUCAGUCGGAGGACCAAAUGCAGGACAUUCUUCAACGAUAGCUUGUGGACCUUUUCCCUGGUGUGCUCAAAUCGGGAUAUUCUAUGGAAUGGGAGUUUACACCCCCUACGUUCAAGAACACUUGGCUCCUAGUGGCUAUAUCAAGCUUCCAAAUGAUAUCCCUGCAUACUUGAGAGAGUGCAAAUUUCUUCCCAAGAUAAACAAUGAAGUCGAAGACAGUGAGAGUGCACUCCGCAAAAAACGAUUCAGCAGUAUUAGCCAACUCGUUCUCGUCUUGUUUAUGGGUGACACAAUUAUCUUGCCACAAGAAAGUUCUUGGUUCGGGUAUUACCCUAAUGGAGAUUUCGCUAAAGUGGUGCCUAUGCAACAGACUGAUGUAUACCUAAAGGAUUUAUUUGGGCUGCAAACACUGGAUAAAGCUGGAAAGAUAAAGUUCUUCAAGGUGCCAGGACAACACCUCGUAAUAACUGUUCCUGAAAUACAGCAGUUCAUUCUUCCAUACAUGACUUAGCUUAAUUGGUGUCGCAUGCAUCACCCAAUGUCUAAAUACGGUUAUCUCUAAUUAGCUUCAAUAAUAGUGGUCUUACCAAUGUAUCAUGUACCAUGUACGUAAAAGUGUCACAGCGAUUAUAAGUGAUGAAAUGUCACUUUACCAUGCAUGAUUAAAUUAAAUGUUACUGGAAAUUAAAGUUUAUCAAUGUUCAUAUCAUAAAGUGCUUGAAUUGAAUUGUAAGAUUAUAUUUAAAGAUCGAC